Messenger RNA from Pogonomyrmex barbatus (red harvester ant), 1552 nucleotides. It is a transcript of the gene eIF3m, whose product is annotated as eukaryotic translation initiation factor 3 subunit M. The record is from RefSeq and is a predicted model, not a curated record. Gene Ontology annotation, biological process: cytoplasmic translational initiation. NCBI's taxonomy places the organism in Eukaryota, Metazoa, Arthropoda, Insecta, Hymenoptera, Formicidae. Gene Ontology annotation, cellular component: eukaryotic translation initiation factor 3 complex; cytoplasm. Gene Ontology annotation, molecular function: translation initiation factor activity.
UUCCGUGUUGUAGGAAACCAUAUUAGUUUCACUCCCGUGUAUACUGUAUCUCUGGUCUUUACCGAUUGAACUUGAACACGGUGAAACGUGGUAUCGUUUAUCAAAAUGCAAGUGCCACCCAUUUUCAUGGAAUUGCCCUUAGAUGACCAGGCGCAGGAACUCAGAGUAUAUUUUAAAAGCCUUGGUGCAGAAAUUAGCGAAGAGAAAUCUCCCAAAGGUAUAGAAGAUGAUUUGCACAAGAUUAUCGGCGUAUGUGAAGCGUGUUUCAAAGAAGGAAAUGAAAGUGAAAUAGAAACUGUGUUGAAUGACAUCGUAUCUAUCAUGAUUUUGAUUCCUACAGAACGUGCUGAAAAUUUAAUUUUGGCAUUCUGUGAAAAACUUGUAAAAGCACCUGGUUAUAAGCUUGGAUUAGUUUGCUUAAAAGCUUUAUGGCUAUUAUUCCAAUCUCUUGCUGAUGAUUCUCCAAUGAGAUAUCAUGUUUAUUACCAUUUGGUACAAAUAGCUCGCAAUGUUGAUCAAGUAAAAGCUGUGUACAGUGGAAUAGAUCAAUUAAAGCAACAAUUUGCUUCCUUUCCUCCAUCGAAUGAACAAAUGCAAAAAUUAUUGCGUCUGUUACAUGAAGUUCUUUUGAACUGCAAACAGGGAGAGCAAGCAGCAGCUGUUAUGGUGGAGUUAUUGGGAACUUAUACAGCAGAAAAUGCUUCCGCGGCUAGAGAAGAUGCCCAACGUUGUAUAUUAGCUGCGUUAGCGGAUCCAAAUACAUUUUUGUUAGAUCCACUUUUAGCUUUGAAACCUGUGAGAUUUUUGGAGGGUGAAUUGAUACAUGAUUUACUUCUUGUAUUUGUGCAAGAUAAAUUACCAGCGUAUUUACACUUCUAUCAACAUCAUAGAGAAUUUGUUGAGCAUCAACUUGGAUUAAAUCAUGAGCAAAAUAUGAAAAAGAUGAGAUUACUGACAUUUAUGCAACUUGCAGAAACAAAUCCAGAAAUGUCUUUUGAUACAAUACAAGAAGAAUUGCAGAUUGGUGAAUCUGAAGUAGAAAGCUUCAUAAUUGAUGUUUUGAAAACUAAGCUUGUGAGAGCACGUAUGGAUCAGGCCGGCCGUAAAGUAUUAAUUUCGAGCACAAUGCAUAGAACAUUUGGUCGUCCACAAUGGAUGCAAUUGCGAGAUUUACUCGUAUCGUGGAAAGCUAAUCUCUCGGCUGUGCAGGAUGGUAUGAAAACCGUAGCUGCUGCACAAAUGGAACUUGCAGUAAAGAACAAAGCUACUCUUGCUCACUGACAGUAUCAAAGUUACAUAAAUAUACGCAAUUAUUCAUUAGUGUAGAGAGUAAGUAAAAGUUUUUCCCGGAUAUAAUGGAAAUUUACAAACCUAGCUAAUAAAUGAGUAAAGUAACUAAAGAUUCAUGGUAAUCAUGUACUACAAUAUUAUACUUGUAUAGCACAGAGCUAUCAAGAGAAAAUUUUACAAAAGUUUAAAUAUGAUUCGUUAAUAUUAACCCCUUUGUAUCAUUAAAUUAUUUUUAUGAAAUAAAUUUAAAUUUAUCACAAUA